UCCAUUGUCAUAAAUGUCAGUUCUUUAAAACCGAAGAUAAUAUCGGGUUUUUAAUUUUCGGUAAAGUUAGAAAAUUUAAUGUGUAUUUGAAGAUUUUAAAGAUAAAAGAUGGAACUUUCGUUGCCCCCAAAAAAGGAGCUUGCUUAUAAUGAAAAAAGUGAAUUGAGCAUAAGGAACACUUUUGAAGGAAAAUACAUCAAUAUCGAGAGAACUUACGAACCGACUUGGGAAAGUUUAGACACACGCCCUUUACCGGAAUGGUACGACAAGGCCAAGGUGGGCAUUUUCGUACAUUGGGGUGUUUAUUCUGUGCCUAGUUUUGGAUCAGAAUGGUUUUGGAUUAAUUGGAAAGGUCGAAAUAUUUCAAAAUAUGAAGAAUUUAUGGAAAAAAAUUAUCCACCAGGAUUUCAAUAUCAAGAAUUCGCCAGAGAUUUUACCGCUGAAUUUUACGAACCGGAAGAGUGGGCGAAAUUGUUUAAAGAAUCUGGCGCUAAGUACGUCGUUUUAACCAGUAAACAUCAUGAAGGAUACACUUUGUGGCCGUCUAAACAAUCGUUUAGUUGGAAUUCGAUGGAUGUAGGUCCGCAUCGUGAUCUUCUAGGUGAAUUAUCAAAAGCGGUGAAAAGCGAAGGUUUGCAUUUUGGUAUUUAUCACUCUUUAAUGGAAUGGUUUAACCCAAGAUAUUUAUCGGAUAAAGAAACCGGUUUUCUAACGUCCGAAUAUGUUGAAAAUAAAGUUCUUCCUGAAUUAAAGGAGGUUAUAACAACGUACGAACCGGAUAUAGUUUGGUCCGAUGGUGAAUGGGAGGCACAAUACACUUAUUGGAAAUCCACGGAUUUUUUGGCAUGGCUUUAUAACGAAAGUCCGGUUAAAGAAAAUGUUGUAGCUAACGAUCGAUGGGGUUCGGAAAUUUUGUGUAAACACGGCGACUUUUAUACUUGUGCUGAUCGUUUCAAUCCCGGUGUAUUACAAACACACAAAUGGGAAAAUUGCAUGACUAUCGAUCGGUAUUCGUGGGGUUAUCGUCGAAAUGCAAAUUUUGAAGAUUACAUGACAGCUUAUGAACUUAUUAAAACAAUGGUUGAAACUGUUAGUUGCGGCGGCAAUAUUUUAAUUAACGUUGGUCCUACAAAAGAGGGCACAAUCAUUCCAGUCUUUCAAGAAAGAUUGAUGCAAUUGGGUGCUUGGUUAAAAGUUAACGGAGAAGCUAUUUAUGAUUCAGUUCCAUGGAAAAAACAAAAUGAUACUUUGCAUCAAACUUGGUACACUUCUAAUGAUAUGGGUGAUACUGUUUAUGCUAUCAGUUUAAUUUGGCCAACCGGAAAUGUUAUUCAAUUAGCUUCUGCUGACGAAUUAUUUGCUAAUUCUACAACUACCGUGCAGUUAUUGGGAAAUAACGGAAAUUUGGCUUGGACCAAAACAGCUGAUGCAGUUAGUAUUGUCUUACCAGACAAGUCAUCUGUAAAAGUGGAAUAUGCCUGGGUGUUGAAGAUAAGUAAUUUCUCGUAGACGAAAUAUCAACAUUUUGAUAUCUUUAAUAAAUUUUUGUUUCAAAUCCAUUAAAAA
Messenger RNA from Onthophagus taurus, 1566 nucleotides. Its product is annotated as alpha-L-fucosidase-like. Gene Ontology annotation, cellular component: lysosome. NCBI's taxonomy places the organism in Eukaryota, Metazoa, Arthropoda, Insecta, Coleoptera, Scarabaeidae. Gene Ontology annotation, molecular function: alpha-L-fucosidase activity. The record is from RefSeq and is a predicted model, not a curated record. Gene Ontology annotation, biological process: fucose metabolic process; glycoside catabolic process.